AUGACUACCGAUAUUGAAGCUCUUAAGGCAUCUUACAAGGCUGCAGGCCAAGAUCACGUUUUCACCUUUUGGGACAAACUUUCUAAAGAUCAACAAGAUGCUCUGGUCGCGCAACUUGUCGAGUUUGAUCCUUCCGAAAUCUCCACAAUUGCCAAAGACACAAUUGAGUCUUUUACAAAGCUGACCAGUGGCUCUGCUGCUCCUGAAGACUCAUCUGUUGAACCUUUGCCUGAAUCCGCAACAUUCUCGCUAUUGGACUCGUCAAAGGAACAGCAGGAUAAGUACUUUGCUCAGGGUCUUGAGCUCAUUGCUGCAAAUAAAGUGGCUGUCAUUCUGUUGGCUGGUGGUCAGGGUACACGUCUUGGAUCUUCAGCACCAAAGGGUUGCUACGAUGUGUUGCUGCCAUCGCACAAGUCGCUUUUCCAACUUCAAGGUGAGCGCAUUGAGCGUCUCCAAAAUCUCGCACAGGCCAAAGCUGCUACUUCUUCUACCAAGGUAGCCAUUCCCUGGUACAUUAUGACAUCGGGUCCCACACGCAAACCCACCGAAGAAUUUUUUGAAAAGAACAAUUAUUUUGGUCUUGACAAGGCCAAUGUUUUCUUUUUCGAACAAGGUGUCUUGCCCUGUCUUACUACUGAUGGUAAGAUCAUUCUCGAAAGUGCAGGUAAAGUGGCUGUUGCACCUGAUGGUAACGGUGGCUUCUACAAGGCUCUUGUCAAGGCCGGUGUUAUUGCUGACCUCGAGAAACGUGGCAUUGAACACGUGCAUACUUACUGCGUUGACAAUUGCUUGGUCAAGGUUGCUGAUCCGCUCUUCAUUGGUUGGGCCGCUGAUCUCAAGCUCGAGGUCGGUACCAAGGUUGUUCGCAAGCGCGAUGCCGCCGAAUCUGUUGGUCUUAUUGUGGCCAAGAACGGUGCUCCUGCCGUCAUUGAAUACUCUGAGAUCUCAAAGGACCUUGUUGGUCUGCCUGAUUCUGCUGAUCCUUCGAUUCUCAAGUUCCGAGCUGCAAAUAUUGUUAAUCACUACUACUCUGUUCCAUACCUCCAGUCUAUCCCUUCAUGGCCUGCUUCUGUCUUGCCUUAUCACGUUGCUCACAAGAAGAUUCCUUACAUUGACUUGGCCACAGGGGUUGAAGACCCUAAGCCUACCAAGCCCAAUGGUAUCAAGCUUGAGCAAUUCAUCUUUGAUGUCUUCCCUGCACUUUCUCUUUCCAAGGGCCAAUUUGGCAGUAUGGAGGUUCACCGCUCCCAAGAGUUUUCGCCUUUGAAGAAUGCCCCAGGAUCUAAAGAAGAUUCCCCUGAGACUUCUCGUGAGCAUUUGCUUGCUCAGUCCAAGGGCUGGCUCGAAGCCGUUGGUGCCACUUUCCCAAAUUCUGAGACUGUUGUUGAGGUUUCCCCCCUAACAAGUUAUGGUGGUGAAGGUCUUGAAAAGUUUAAGGGCACUGUUUUCGAUAAGCCUGAAUACAUUAUUUAA
Magnusiomyces paraingens is the source of this 1473-nucleotide messenger RNA. RefSeq lists its product as uncharacterized. The record is from RefSeq and is a predicted model, not a curated record. The transcript has a single exon. Gene Ontology annotation, molecular function: UDP-N-acetylglucosamine diphosphorylase activity. Gene Ontology annotation, biological process: UDP-N-acetylglucosamine biosynthetic process. NCBI's taxonomy places the organism in Eukaryota, Fungi, Ascomycota, Dipodascomycetes, Dipodascales, Dipodascaceae. The coding region runs from base 1 to 1473 and encodes 490 amino acids.